AUGAAGAGCGCCUGCUGCACUUCCUGUACAUGUGCGGAUCCUUCCGCGUUUUGGGGCUGGAAGCGCUCGUUCCGAGCGUUUUUCUUCCACCGGGUCACGUGGCUGCGCUUGUCUGGGAAGGCGAGAUCUCAGAGGAAAACGCGGGCGAAGUCGGCGACGAAGGAGAUGUUGGGCGAGAAAGGGAAGGAGAAGGCGGAGGAGAAACAGGUGGAGAAUUCGGACGAGAAAUGGAAGGAGAAGGCGGAGGAGAAACAGGAGGAGAAGUCGGUCGGCAAGGGGAAGUCGGCGAAGACAGGGAAGGAGAAGGGAGAGGAGAAAGAGAAGGUUAUACCACGGAAGGGUCAUGGCAUUCUCCACGACAAGUCGGGUGACGGGAAAGGGUGGGUGGGCGAGAUCAAGCUGGUCGGCGAGUCGCGAUACAUCGGCAAGUCGCGCGAGAAGAUGGAGCUGGCGUACCUCCACUCGAUUGCGUACAUCGUCUACGACGGUUACGUCAGCCCCGUCCUCAUGGACGAGCUCACCGUCUUGAAGGAAACCGAGUUGGACGAAUGGAAGAAGGUGUGGGAGGAGGUCAGGAUCUUGCCGACUGGGAUGUGGACGCUGAUAUGGGCCCGAGGCGUAUACCUUCCGAAAACACGGUUCGAUGAUAUACUCGGCAAGUACCGAGUGUACUCGGGUUCAGGUGAUGCGCUUCACGACGCGCUCUUGCCGCCGAUCUGGUUCCCCAUCGAAGACUACACGGAGGAAGGCGAGGCGAAGUCGGUUGAUUUGAUGUCGGCCAUGGUACAUCGCGUGUCCAUGUGCGCGGCGUUUGGGAAGGUCGCAGCGAGCGCGGCGAGGAAGGCGGGAGACACGGAUGAGAAUACGGAGAUGGAGGCCCAGGCGUUGAGCUCGUCCUCUUCCUCGUCCUGA
Molecule: messenger RNA, 912 nt
Organism: Closterium sp. Naga37s-1
Lineage: Eukaryota; Viridiplantae; Streptophyta; Zygnematophyceae; Desmidiales; Closteriaceae
Source: the annotation of a GenBank genome assembly